AUGGAUGUAUCACCAGUAUUCUACAAGCGUAUCCAAGAAUUCUAUCUUCGAGAAUUUGAUUGUAAUGUAUUGGUUACUGUCGGCCAAGAACCAAACAGGAGAACGUUCCGGGCACAUUCUGGAUUCCUGAAAGCAAGCUCGAGAUAUUUCAGAGCUGCGUUUUCCGGCGAUUGGAUCCGAACAGACCAAGAUGGAAAUAUUUUGUUCGAGAAACCAAAUAUUAAACCGGUUGUUUUUCAAGUUAUAUUAGACUAUCUCUAUCUUGAUCAAUUAUUUGAAGUUGUGCGAAUGCCUGAAUUGGAUUUACUUGAAUUGCUAGUUGCCGCUGAUGAACUUGAAUUGGUUGAUUUGUGUAGUCGCAUUGAGACUAGGAUCAUUCAAGAAGAGCGACCAUGGUUACGAGAAAAUCUUCAACGUGUAUAUAGCACAGUAUUCGAUCAAGAGCAAUGGUACAAACUUCAGAAAAGAUGUGAACUAGAAAUGAGAAUGAACCCAAGUCUUAUCUUCAAAGGAGCCGAAUUCACAAAAUUACGAAGCGACCAACUUUUACAAAUUGUGACGUUUGACGAUCUCGACAUGGACGAAAUCGAAAUUUUCGAAAGUCUAAUUAAAUGGGCCACCUCACAACACUCAGAGCUCGAAACAAUCGCCGUCCAAUUAUGGUCCGCGCAAAAUUUCGAAACCGUUAGACGCACAAUAAUCGAACACCUUGGACACAUUAGAUUCUACGGGAUCCCGUCCGACAAGUACUGGACCCGAGUUCUGCCCUACAAGAAACUCGUUCCGAAAGAACUACGUCAGGAUAUUGCACGUUUGAAGUUUCUCCCUGGUGCGAGACCUAAAUUUCGCAACUUGCCAGCGCGCAAGAAAUCUAAACCUUCGGGCUUCAUUUUGAACAGAGAUAAUUAUUAUGAGAGCGAUGCGUUUAUGAGAAGCGAAGAGGAAUCUUUUUAUGACAGUGAGCAAAGUGAUACGCUUUAUGAUCGAUUUUGGUGUCGUCAAGCUGUUCGGGUGUUAUGGAAGAGACCAUUUACAUUUCUGAAAUACGAUAGAGAUGCUAUUGCAAUUAUCACUACUUGGCUGGCGUGCUUGAGUGAGGAAGAUAAACGUCUACUAAGGGAAAAAGAUGUCCCGUUGAAAUUAACGGCAUCCACAACUUUAUUCAAUUAUCCAAUGUUUUUACAGGAAUUGAAUUUCGGACUUUUGGACGAUGCUGUUGGGAAAUGGGUUAAUGCCUGUGCAUCUUCGGCUCUUUCCAGGCGACGAGAUAUGGUUAACAAAUGGCGGAUUACAACUAGUCUAUGCAAUUUUAUUUUUCUUCAUGCUGAAACUCUCACAACUAUUAAUAUCACAAAAUUUCAAGAUACGACAGAUGUCCCGAACUUCACUAAAUUCCCAAGAGCUUUCUCGAUAAUUCCUCAGCUUAAAGAAAUUGGAUUCUGGGGUACAAAAGAGGCAAUCACGUUAGGUGAUUUAGCAAAUAUUAGAAAUUUUCUACUUGGUGUCCAUGCUCAUAGUCCACCGCUCUCAUGUCUUCAUCUUCGAAAUGAUCUCGUAGAUGUGGAGACACAAAAACUGACUUCGGGUAUAGUUGAAUCACAACACGGACUAACAGAGUUCAAAUUCAAAGGAAGUUGUGAUUAUUCUAAUGUGGCUUUAUUGAAAUUGUCCACUGAUAAACUUUCGAAAUUGGAAUUCUAUCAGAUUGAUCUAAAUAACUCAAUUGUGGAAGCUUUCUCUGCGUGUCCAAAUCUCUCCAGUUUGACUUUUAUCUCGUGCACGAAUUGUUCAAACGAAAUGUGGGGACCGGUCCUGAAUUCGACGCUUAAACUUCGGCAACUUUAUUUCCAUCAACCAAAUCGAAAUAGCGGUAAUACGGAUAUGGCACCAUUGAUACAAUCGGCAGGUGUGAGUUUGGAAUUCUUGGUACUUGGACAAGAUUACUCAACGUCUGUGUUCGAAACAAUACAAGAAUGUUGUCCAAACAUAACAGCACUAUCAAUAACACAAACAAAGGAUAGUGUCUCCACGAUUUUCCCAGCUAUAACAAGUUGCAAAAAUCUUUGUCAGUUAUCGCUACGAGUGGAACAUUGGGAAGGAUUCGCCAGCGAUGUGAUUCUAAAUGAUCUUGCAAAUUCAAUUCCAUCUGAGCUCGUUGCUCUGAAUCUGGAUCUCCCCAUAACGCCCGAACAAUUAUCCACGUUUCUAAUGAAUAUUAAAUCGCCACUUGCAAGACUAGGUCUCGUCAAUAAACGGACAUUAACAGAUGAACAUCUUUCUGUGAUCACGGAAUUCGCAAAGACACGAGGUACACUAAAGAAAAUUGGAUUUGGUGGACUUUACAAAUUGUGGUUUCAGUUCGAUCAAGCAAGAGUACUCGAGGCAAAGAAAUAUGUGGAUUUUGUUCAAAAUAUUUGGUUUGAUAUGUACGCGGAAAGGUUGGAGGCAGAAUUUAAGGUACCUCAAUAUGGCGGACUCAGUUGGCACUAA
Ambispora gerdemannii is the source of this 2490-nucleotide messenger RNA. NCBI's taxonomy places the organism in Eukaryota, Fungi, Glomeromycota, Glomeromycetes, Archaeosporales, Ambisporaceae. The record is from the annotation of a GenBank genome assembly.